Messenger RNA from Lodderomyces jiufengensis, 1833 nucleotides. RefSeq lists its product as uncharacterized. Gene Ontology annotation, cellular component: cytoplasm. NCBI's taxonomy places the organism in Eukaryota, Fungi, Ascomycota, Pichiomycetes, Serinales, Debaryomycetaceae. Bases 1 to 1833 code for a protein of 610 amino acids. Gene Ontology annotation, molecular function: zinc ion binding; ubiquitin protein ligase activity. The transcript has a single exon. The record is from RefSeq and is a predicted model, not a curated record. Gene Ontology annotation, biological process: Ras protein signal transduction; protein ubiquitination.
AUGAUUGGUAGUGAUAUAUAUCAUAUUGUUAUUGACUUUUUAUUAACUGAUUCUGAUUAUAGAUAUUCGAACAUAGAGAUUAUCGAAAUUGAUAUAAAUAUUGAACCAACAACAAAAACUAUUCCUACAUCAUCAAAUUCUAUAAUGAGUUUAUCAUCUAAAUUAUCAACAAAUACUAUUGAACCAAUAAAGGCUAAACUGAUUGGUGAUGGAGUCAUACGUCUUUUUAGGGAGUUUUAUGAUGAUGAAAAUGAAGAGGAAUAUCAACAAGUAACGCAGGGCGAUGAUACAAUGCUAGCUAUAUUAGCACUACCUACAUAUUUUACAGCCACUGAUCUUUUGGGAUAUAUUGGAGAAUCAUUUAUUAGUUCCAUAUCACAUAUAAGAAUACUUAAAAGUGAUAAACAAAAUAGAUUUUUGGUGUUGAUCAAAUUUAGAGACAUAUUUAAAGCAGCACAAUUUAAAAAUUAUUUUGAUGGAAAAUCUUUCAAUUCUAUGGAACCAGAAUCAUGUCAUGUAGUUUAUGUUAGAUCUGUUCAAUUAAAUUAUCCAACUCAGGAAAUUGAAGAAUUAGAAACCUUAAUACCUUUUUUAUUACAAGAUCCAUUUACUUCAAAGUUGGUAACAGAAGCAGAAAAUUUAUCAAAUAAAUCAUUAAUCGAAUUACCAACAUGUCCAGUUUGUCUUGAGAAAAUGGAUUCAAGUAUGACAGGUUUAUUAACAAUUCCAUGUCAACAUACAUUUCAUUGUCAAUGUUUAUCAAAAUGGAAAGAUGAUUCAUGUCCAAUUUGUCGUUAUUCACACAAAUUAACUAAUUUGUCAAUUAUUAAAAAUCAAAGUAAUAGACUACUAAAUAGAAGGGAAUCGGUUAAUAAUAAUUCCGAGGUUAAUAAUAAUAACAGUGAUAACGCCAUUACAGAAGAAUAUGAAAAUUGUUCAGAAUGUUCAGAAAGUUCAAAUUUAUGGAUCUGUCUUAUCUGCGGUAAUGUAGGUUGCAGCAGGUAUGCGCCUGAGCAACAUUCAUUGAAGCAUUUUAUAAAUACAGGACAUUGCUUUGCAAUGGAAAUAUCUACAAGUAGAGUGUGGGAUUAUGCAGGAGAUAAUUAUGUUCAUAGAUUAGUUACAAAUGAAUCUGAUGGUAAAUUGGUUGAAUUACCAGAUAAUGAAAAGUCAAGUAAAUAUUCAGCAAAGUCCAAUAAUAAUGAUAUUGAUAAAGUUGAUGCUGUUGGAUUUGAAUAUUCACAAUUAUUAAUUAGCCAAUUAGCAAGUCAAAGAGAAUAUUAUGAAGAGAUUUUAAAUAAUAAUUAUAAUAUUGAUGGAUCUAAAUUUUUAGAUAAUAAAAAAGAAUUUUUUAAUAGUAAUAAUACGGACAUAAAUAAGAAUAUUAUUUUAAGUCAAACUAAUAAUAAUAAUAAUCAAUAUCUGGAUUUAGAAUCGAAGGUUGAAGAUUUAUCUGUUAAACUAUCAGAUCUAACUACAAAUUUAAUACCAUCAUUGAAAUCAAAGAUUCAAAACAAAGAAGAGAAGUUGCACAAGAUAAGUAUUGAAUUGAAUACUCAAAAUUUAUUAAACGAGGCAUUUUCAAAAAAGAUUGAACAUUUAAAUUUAACAAAUAAGGAACAUUUAAAAGUAAUUGAAGAUUUAAAAUUAGAAAAUGAAGGUUUAAAGGAACAAAAUAAUGAUUUAAUGUUUUAUUUAGAUAGUAAUCAAAAAUUUGAAAAUCAACCAGAAGAUGUUAAACAAGGUAAAGUAGUGAUACAACAACCACCAUCAACAACUUCAUCGUCAUUAAAAAAGAAGAAAAAAAAGAAACCAGUUGCAAAUAAAAAUUAG